Molecule: messenger RNA, 2506 nt
Organism: Tupaia belangeri chinensis (Chinese tree shrew)
Lineage: Eukaryota; Metazoa; Chordata; Mammalia; Scandentia; Tupaiidae
Gene: CNOT8
Product: CCR4-NOT transcription complex subunit 8
Exons: 7
Coding region: 284-1162 (292 amino acids)
Cellular component (GO): CCR4-NOT complex
Molecular function (GO): nucleic acid binding; poly(A)-specific ribonuclease activity
Source: RefSeq, a predicted model, not a curated record
AGAGUGGUGCAGCCAGGUUGUUUGGUGGGUGGUACGUAAGGCCGCUCUGGGCACGGGGGCUCCGAUCUCACUGGCCUGCUCGGUUCUAGGAGCAGAUCCGGGGCAGAGGGAGGAGAGCUUCGGGUCGGGGGCCGCUGCCGCCGCCGCCGCCACUGCCGGGGAGUCCACCCGCCAGCCCGCUAGCCCGUGCUUCGCGGGCCCUGUCGGUCAGGAUCAGAUCACACACUGUCUGGCUUGUCCUCUCACGCAGUUAGUGGAACAGGACUUCCCAGGUCUCUGCACGAUGCCUGCGGCACUUGUGGAGAACAGCCAGGUUAUCUGCGAAGUCUGGGCCAGCAAUCUGGAAGAAGAGAUGAGGAAGAUCCGAGAGAUCGUGCUCAGUUACAGCUACAUCGCCAUGGACACAGAAUUUCCAGGUGUUGUGGUGCGACCAAUUGGCGAGUUUCGUAGUUCCAUAGAUUACCAGUAUCAGCUUCUGCGGUGCAAUGUUGACCUUUUAAAAAUUAUCCAACUGGGCCUUACAUUCACAAAUGAGAAGGGAGAAUAUCCGUCUGGAAUCAAUACUUGGCAGUUCAACUUCAAGUUCAACCUUACAGAGGACAUGUACUCCCAGGAUUCCAUAGAUCUCCUUGCUAACUCAGGACUGCAGUUUCAGAAGCAUGAAGAAGAAGGAAUAGACACACUGCACUUUGCAGAGCUGCUAAUGACAUCGGGAGUGGUUCUCUGUGACAAUGUCAAAUGGCUUUCAUUUCAUAGUGGAUAUGAUUUUGGCUACAUGGUGAAAUUGCUUACGGAUUCGCGUUUGCCAGAAGAGGAACAUGAAUUCUUUCAUAUCCUGAAUCUUUUCUUCCCAUCCAUUUAUGAUGUGAAAUACCUGAUGAAGAGUUGCAAAAAUCUUAAGGGAGGUCUGCAGGAAGUUGCCGACCAGUUAGAUUUGCAGAGGAUUGGAAGGCAGCACCAGGCGGGCUCCGACUCGCUGCUGACGGGAAUGGCGUUCUUCAGGAUGAAGGAGUUGUUUUUUGAGGACAGCAUCGAUGAUGCCAAGUACUGUGGCCGGCUCUAUGGCCUCGGCACGGGAGUGGCCCAGAAGCAGAAUGAGGACGUGGACUCUGCCCAGGAGAAGAUGAGCAUCCUGGCGCUCAUCAACAACAUGCAGCAGUGAUGGAAGCAGGUCGAGUGGGGUGGGCCCGGCCCCGGGGUGGUGCUCGCUGUGCCGACUGGGUACUUCUUCCCCGAGGAAACGCCUCUCCUGAGCAAACCGCACCUGCCAUCUGCAGUGAGCAGAAAGACUUUUGUUUUACCGAAGACAAAACAUGUCUUUAUUUUAGAUCCAGAAGAGGGGAGUUUGCUCUGGAAUUUGUAAACAAGUCUUCCCUAUUCCUCAUUCCAAGCCUCUUCUCCAGUUGCCACCAGCAUCCAUGGCUCAUUUGAACACCUUUUUAAAUAUCCAGGACAAGUCUGAAACAAACUAGUAAAAUGUAUAUAACUCUUACCUGUUGUCAUUCUUUUUCUUUUGAAUCUGUUGCUAAUCGCUGAUGAUGAUUUUUGCUAUGAUUCUCAGCUGAGCUGAGGUCUUCUGGAAAGAAUGAACAAAAUGGUGUUUUUGUGAAGUGGGUUCUAUGUAGAUAUUGAGUCUUUCUUUUCUUUUUUGACCCUUUAUGAGGACAUUUGCUUUCCUCAGAUGUUGGUAGCCUUUAUGUACUAUUACAUGGGAAUGAAUUGCUCAGUGCGGAAAUUCGAAGAUCAGAAAAUGAAACUUUCCUUAAAAGCAAAUAAUCCUAGUAAGUCUGUCUACCUGUCCUUCGCGAGAAACUCCACAAGUGUGUAUUAAGUUGACCACUCCAGUGUCUUUAAGUCUGUUCCUUUGUGCCACUGAGAUUCGCUGUUACAUAUGCAUCAUCUGAAAUCAUUCUACGUUCCCCUAUAGUAAAGUACCCUGGAUUAGAUCCUGAAGGAAGUUAGUAAGGUCAGUUUCGGGUCAUAAAUCUGUUGUCCUUUCAGUAAUGUGAUUUCAGAUGGUCAUGUGUGUUUCUCCACUUCUCUCCUCCAUUAUCCCCGCUUUUCUUUUCAGCAAAUGUGAGAAGUUAGGGAGUUGGAUUAAUUAAUGUGAGUACCAGGAAUGUGAGUCCUUAGAAGAUUAUAGUUGUUACAUCUAAACAGGGCAGUAAGGAAUUUGGCAUGUAGAGUUCUAUUGGAGUAACAUCCCACAACUGGGGUAGGAAGCUCAGGAUUUUUUUUUUAAAGCUAGUCAUUUAGAGUACACUAUGUCUUUGGAUGACUAUAGCCUGGACAGUUUCAAAAAAAUCAAAAACCCCUUUUGAAUGGUGGAAAUAAAAACAGGUAACUCACUGAAGUGGACGAAUAGCCUUGCAUUUUAAAAGCGUAUGGAAAACUCAAUUUGAAAUGAUUCAAAAAUGUCAAGUAUUAUAAGCUGGUAUUUAAGAUGCUUGUAAAUAUUAUUUAUGUUUUUAAUUUUGUAAAAUAAAGACUUCUUUUUAACCACUGG